CUUGGGUCAUGAAACUUAAUCCACAACAAGCUCCAUUAUACGGUGAUUGUGUUCUUACUGUACUGCUUGCUGAAGAGGACAAAGUGGAAGAUGAUGUGGUUUUUUACUUAGUAUUUUCAGGCUCCACCCUUCAUCAUUGUGCAAGUACUCGGAAAGUCAGUUCUGACACACUGGAAACCAUUGCUCCUGGUCAUGACUGCUGUGAGACAGUGAAGGUGCAGCUCUGUGCUUCCAAGGAGGGCCUUCCUGCAUUUGUGGUGGCUGAGGAAGACUUCCGUUUUGUGCAGGAUGAGGCAUAUGAUGCAGCUCAGUUCCUGGCAACCAGUGCUGGAAACCAACAAGCUCUGAACUUCACUCGUUUCCUUGACCAUUCAGGACCACCAUCUAAGGAUGUGAAUUCCCUUGAUGAGAAGGUUUCACUGGCUUUCAGACACCUGAAGCUGCCAGCAGAGUGGAAUGUUUUGGGGACAGAUCAGACUUUGCAUGAUGGUGGUCCCCGGGAGACAUUGAUGCAUUUUGCUGUGCGGCUGGGACUGCUGCGGUUGACCUGGUUCCUAUUACAGAAACCUGGUGGCCGUGGAGCUCUGAGCGUCCACAACCAGGAAGGGGCUACACCUGUGAGCUUGGCUUUGGAGCGAGGUUAUCACAAACUGCAUCAGCUUCUAACUGAGGAGAAUGCUGGGGAACCAGACUCCUGGAGUAGUUUAUCCUAUGAAAUGUCUUAUGGAGACUGUUCUGUGAGGCAUCAUCGGGAGCUGGACAUCUAUACUUUGACCUCUGAGUCAGAAUCCAACUGUGAACCCCCAUCUCCUGGAGACGGUUGCUCUGGACAUAUUUUAAAACUUAAGAACAUUCAACAGCAAUUAAUGAAAACAAACCUCAGGCAAAUGGACAGUCUUAUGCCCACCAUGGUGACAGCACAGGAUCCUUCCAGUCUGCCCAGUGCCCCAGAGACUGAUGGCCAGAUCCCUUCCUGUGCACCAGCGCUCUCAGACAACCAGCAGCUUUCUUCUACUCUUGAAGAGACUGAGACUGGCCUGUGCUGCCAAGGGAGCCCUGUUGGACAGAUUGUAAGUUCCUGUGACUUAUCACAGGUGAUUGAGAAAGAGAAUACAAACUGUUCUUAUAGGAAGAAAAAUAAACGUGUGCAGAGAAAGAGGGAGGAGGAGCCCGCACCUAUUGUGGACUCAGGAGCUGUGUGUAAUCAAGACACCUGCCUUCAUAGCAUGCCUGACUCUGCAGUAAAAGGCAUAGAAGGCCUUUUAUCCUGUGGAAACAGAAAUGAAGAAACUGGAACAAUGUCUGCUGGAAUGAGCACAGGCCAGGAGACUGUGUGUAACACAGAGCGUUUACUGCAGGGGAACAUGGUCAUGGAGCUGGGCAGAGCCCAGCAUUCCUCUGGAGGUAAAUUGGCAGGCAGUUCAGCUGAUGUCAGCGCCUCAGAGAAUUCUCCCACCAUCCAGAGCAGUGUGCGUGAAGCAGGGGAAAGUACGAUGGGAAGAUUUGAGAACUCUAAUAUUAGCACAGCUGAAGCCACGAACAUACAAGUCAUCAGUGAGCCUGUGGAUAAAGCCAGUGUUCAAAGCUGUGCCUCUGCCACCAGUGCCCUGGGAGGCAACAAACCUAAUAAUUCAUCAUUUGAAUUAAGUUUUGGAGAAAUCCCUGGUGAAAAAACAGCAGAAACAGAAACUUUGAGAAGUUGUGAGGAACGUGCUGAAACUCUCAGAGAUCAGGUAAUUCCAGCUGCUGUAAAAGACAAGAUUUCAGAUGGAUUAAUACUGGAUGUUCCUCUAGCAGGCUUUUGUGAGGCAGUAUCACUCUCUGAGUUAACCUUUUCUGAACUAGAAAAAAAUGUACUGCCAAACCAGAAAUCAGAAAAGAACUCAUCUCCUAUUGAAAGCCAAAACAACAAAUCACUGGUUUGUUCUGUAACUGGAGAUGAUAAACUUUGUGCUGACUCUGCAUGUCAACAGAACACAGUGACUUCUAGUGGUGAGUUGGUUGCAGAACAUUGCAGUGACAUAGUUGACCAGCCUGGAAUCACCACAGCAGGGAAGCCCAACAUACAAGACCUGCCCUCUGCUGUCUGCCAGGAGGACACACAAGUAAAUACAGUCCUUUCUUACCCUUUAAGAGAUAUCCAAGAACAUGUGUAUUUUUGUCGUCUUGAAGCUUUGGAUAAAAAGGGCCAAGGAAAAGAUCUGAAACUAGAUACACCUUUAACAACAGUGCUUGAGGCAGCUGUACAUCUGCAUCCACUUGUCCCUAAAACUGAAAAAGAAUUGAGGGCAAACCAGGCAGUACCAUCAGGCAACACUUUCUCUCUGGCAGGCAGUCCAGGCAGUGAAUCAGUAACCAAAGAUGACGCACUUUCUCUUAUCCCCUCCCACAAAGAAAAGGGAACAGCAACCCCGGAACUACAUAGGCCUGCAGUGUGUAGAGGUGGCUCAGCUGGAGGAGAUUCGGAUCAUCAUGAUAAACAGCUUCCAGAAGACAGCACUGUAGGUCUGUCCAUAUCCUCUGCUGCUACAGAUCUUCAGCCCAACAUGGGGAAUACCAGUCCUGGAAGACUAGCUGGGGAGCGCGAGAGCCCUGGCUCCUCAGCACCCUCUGAAGUUCUGACUGACUGUUCCCUGCUAAGUACGGAUAAGGCCUCUUUGGCCUCUGACUCAGUUUUGACAGAAGAAGGAAAAAAUCUGGCAGUUCCCAAAAGCUCUGCAACUCAGGAACAAGAUGACAAGGAGAAAUCAGUGACUUACUCCUCCAUUAAGGAAGACAUACUUCUUUCAGGAAUUUUGGUGGAAGUGCAGAGAAAACCAUCUCCUGGACAAGAGGCACCAAUAUUCUGUGAAAAGACUGUUUCAGCUAUUUGUACAGAGGACAGAGCACUUCAGCACAGUAAUUCACUGGUCACACCCUCUGCCUGUCUUAAGGCAGAAACUGAUCAUAACAAGGAAGUGGCCCCAGAGGUCUCUGUGCUGACAGAAGAUGGGGCCACACAGAUCCUGGUACCACCAGGAGCAAGUCUGGCUGAAAACUUCAGCCAGGCAGCCUUGAGUGCAGAGCAGAACAGCUUACCUCUCUUGCCACCUGUGUUGCCAGAUGUGUCUGAGGGACUUAACAGUGGUCAGCCUUUUGUUCUGGAUGUUGAAGUAAAGGACACUGAAUCCCAGAGGAAAACCACUGCCUGUGAAGUGAGUGAAAAUGUGGCGCUGGAUAUUCCAGAGGUAAAUUCCCUACAAAGCCCUGCUGGCCCCAGAAAAAAGGAUAUACCACACAACACCCAAGACAUCUCAAUUUCAGAAAUUUUGUUGAACCAGGAGAAGGAUAUAAUAACCCUGAUUCUGCCAAGAGCUUUAUCAGACAAAGGUGUGAGUGACCCACAGGGAGCUACAACCCCAGCAACAGUACCUCUUGAUUGCAAGAAAGAGAAUCUAGAGGGAGCAGACCACAACUUUAUCACAGGUGACUCUGAGGAGGUACAAAAGGAUGAUGAAGCACUGGAGCCUCUUGCCAUGGUGCUCCCCAGAGAGACAGGGCUCUCAACUUUUGAUGACAAGACCUCAGCUAGUAGGAGGGAAGUCACACAGGCGUCAGCCUCAGACAUAUCAAGGAGUGCUUCCUCUCUGCCUUGUGUGGUCUCGGCCCAAGCUACGCAUGUGCAGGGAGCAGACUUAGAGGAGGCUGCUAGUCGUAUAGUGAAAGCUGUCAUUGAACAAGUCAAGAGCUCGGGAGCACUGAUUACUGAUGGAGAAAUCAGUCACAUAUCACUGUCCAGUACUGAGUCAGGCCCUGUGACUGAAAUACCAGAGAAGGCUUCUACAGAGGAAAUAUGUGCUUUCCUGCCUGGGAAGACCCUGCAAAAGGAUAGUAUUUGUGAAGAAGCCACAGGGAGCCUCACAGGAGGCUUUGUUGGAAGGGUGGAGCCAGAGAAGAUCAUUCUGCCUGUUCAGGGGCUGGAGCCAGCAACAGAAAUGCCAGACACAAAAGCUGAUGAUGAAAUGGAUUUUCUGAGUAAGACCAGAUCAAGUUCAAACUUUGACCAGGUGGCUGUAGGGAAUGGAGCUACUACCCCUAAGAUGAAACAAGGCCCAAAAACCCAGCCCAUAAACCGUGAAAGCUGGUGUACAUUAGAGCCAUGCCCAGCUGCACCAUCUCUUUUGACCUCCAAGCAGAACCUGGAAUGUGAGAACUUGUUGGAUGUUGGACUGGGCAAAGAGUGUGCCUCAAAACAAAGUGUACUUCAGAGAGAAUCUGGGAGUGAUUCUGACCUCUUUCAUUCACCCAAUGAUGACAUGGACAGCAUCAUCUUCUCAAAGCCUGAGGUCUGUGAUAUCAUGGGAUCCAGUUCUUCUACAGAUGACACAGCUUCCCUGGAUCAACAUUCUUCUCAUGGAAGUGAUGUGUCCCUCCCUCAAAUUUCAAAGUUAAACCGGUCCAGAGAUCGGCAAAGCCCUGAUGGCUUCUACAGCCAUGGAGUGGAAGCUGAGGGCCAAGAAACUGAGAGUGAGCCUGCUGGCUCUGGUGAGGUUGAAGAGGAGGAGGAGAUGGACAGCAUCACAGAAGUGCCUGCAAACUGCUCUUUUCGGAGGAGCUCCAUGCGCUCACUCUCCCCUUUCCGGAGGCACAGCUGGGGUCCUGGAAAGAAUGCAGCCAGUGAUGCAGAAAUGAACCACCGGAGUUCAAUUCGAGUUCUUGGGGAUGUUGUCAGGAGGCCUCCCAUUCAUAGGAGAAGUAUGAGCUGGUGUCCCUCUGGUGUGCAAUACUCUGCUGCCUUGAGUGCUGACUUUAAUUACAGAAGUUUCAGUUUGGAAGGCUUAACAGGAGCAACAGGCAUUGGAAAUAAGCCGUCCUCAUCUCUAGAAGUUAAUUCUGCAAACUCCAAAGGGCUCAGACACCCUUUCAGUGGGGAGCAGCGGGGUGACUCUUUGAUGUCACUUUCAGAAGAGGAUCUAGAGUCACACCAGAGAGAACAUAGGAUGUUUGAUCAGCAGACAUGUCACAGAUCUAAACAACAGGGAUUUAAUUACUGUACAUCAGCCAUUUCUUCUCCAUUGACAAAAUCCAUCUCAUUAAUGACAAUCAGCCAUCCUGGAUUAGACAAUUCACGACUCUUCCACAACACCAGUGCUAAUCUGACUGAAAGUAUAACAGAAGAGAACUAUAAUUUCCUGCCGCAAAGCCCCUCCAAGAAAGAUUUUGAAGGGAAGAGUGGAACAAAAGUCAGUCGUACUUUCAGCUACAUCAGAAAUAAAAUGUCCAGUAGUAAGAAGAGCAAAGAAAAAGAGAAAGAGAAAGAGAAAAUUAAGGAGAAGGAGAAAGAUUCUAAAGAGAAGGAGAAGGACAAGAAGGUUGUCAAUGGGCAUUCUUUCAAUUCCAUUCCUGUUGUGGGUCCCAUCAGUUGUACCCAUUGUAUGAAGCCUUUCACCAACAAAGACGCCUACACUUGUGCAAAUUGCAGUGCUUUUGUCCACAAAGGCUGCAGAGAAAGUCUAGCCUCCUGUGCAAAGGUCAAAAUGAAGCAGCCCAAAGGGAACUUCCAGGCACAGGAUACAUCAUCACUGCCUGUCAUCAUGAGAAACAAGUCCUCACAGCCCAAGGAGCGCCCCCGAUCUGCAGUCCUCCUUGCUGAAGAAACCAUGGUCCCUCCAGCGUUCCCUAGCAGACGGUCCCAGCAGAGUGUCUCACUCUCCAAAAGUGUCUCCAUACAGAACAUCACCGGAGUUGGCAAUGAGGAGAACAUGUCAAACACCUGGAAAUUCCUGUCUCACUCAACAGACUCACUAAAUAAAAUCAGCAAGGUCAAUGAGUCAACAGAAUCCCUUACUGAUGAGGGAGUAGGUACAGACAUGAAUGAAGGACAGCUAAUGGGAGACUUUGAGAUUGAUUCCAGACAGCUAGAAGCAGAGUCCUGGAGUCGGGUGGUGGACAGCAAAUUUCUGAAACAGCAAAAGAAAGAUGUGGUCAAACGACAAGAAGUAAUUUAUGAGUUGAUGCAGACAGAGUUUCAUCACCUCCGCACGCUCAAGAUCAUGAGCGAUGUGUACAGCCGAGGGAUGAUGACAGAGCUCCUCUUUGAGCAGCAGAUGGUGGAAAAACUGUUCCCCUGUUUGGAUGAGCUGAUCAGUAUUCAUAGCCAGUUCUUUCAGAGAAUCUUGGAGCGGAAGAAGGAAUCUCUAGUGGAUAAAAGUGAAAAGAACUUCCUUAUCAAGAGGAUAGGAGAUGUGCUUGUAAAUCAGUUUUUGGGUGAGAAUGCAGAACGCUUAAAGAAGACAUAUGGCAAGUUUUGUGGGCAACACAACCAGUCUGUAAACUACUUCAAAGACCUUUAUACAAAGGAUAAGCGUUUUCAGGCCUUUGUAAAGAAGAAGAUGAGCAGUUCAGUGGUAAGGAGGCUUGGAAUUCCAGAAUGCAUAUUACUUGUAACCCAGAGGAUCACCAAGUACCCAGUUUUAUUCCAGCGAAUACUGCAGUGUACCAAAGACAAUGAAGUGGAGCAGGAAGACCUGGCUCAGUCCUUGAGCCUGGUGAAGGAUGUCAUUGGAGCGGUGGACAGCAAAGUGGCAAGUUACGAAAAGAAAGUACGACUCAAUGAGAUUUAUACAAAGACAGAUAGCAAGUCGAUCAUGAGGAUGAAGAGUGGUCAGAUGUUUGCCAAGGAGGAUUUGAAGCGGAAGAAGCUGGUGCGCGAUGGUAGUGUGUUUCUGAAGAGUGCAGCAGGAAGGCUGAAAGAGGUUCAGGCAGUUCUGCUCACUGACAUUUUAGUUUUCCUUCAAGAAAAAGACCAGAAAUACAUCUUUGCAUCACUGGACCAGAAAUCAACAGUGAUCUCUUUAAAAAAGCUGAUCGUAAGAGAAGUGGCACAUGAGGAGAAAGGUCUGUUCCUAAUCAGUAUGGGGGUAAAAGACCCAGAGAUGGUGGAGGUCCAUGCCAGCUCCAAAGAAGAGCGGAACAGCUGGAUUCACAUCAUUCAGGAUACAAUCAACACUCUGAACAGAGAUGAAGAUGAGGGAAUUCCCAGUGAGAAUGAGGAAGAAAAAAAGAUGUUGGACACCAAAACUCGGGAGCUAAAAGAACAACUUCAACAGAAGGACCAGCAGAUCCUCCUCUUACUGGAAGAGAAGGAGAUGAUUUUCCGGGAUAUGACUGAGUGCACCACUCCCUUGCCGGAUGAUUGCUCCCCAACUCAAAGCCCUAGAACUCUGUUCCGCUCCAACACAGAGGAGGCUCUCAAAGGAGGGCCUUUAAUGAAGAGUGCAAUAAAUGAGGUGGAGCUCCUUCAAGGUCUGCUGAGUGGAGGCCUGGGAGGCACAACACUUGCACAGGCUGUUGGCGGCACUGUGGAGCAAGAAGCCAUGGUUGGCCCUGUUUCCUUGCCCCGGAGAGCAGAGACCUUUGGGGGAUUUGAUAGCCAUCAGAUGAACAUGUCUAAAGGAGCUGAGAAGGAAGAAGGAGAUGAUGGCCAAGAUCUUAGGAGAACAGAAUCAGAUAGUGGUCUUAAAAAGGGUGGAAAUGCUAACCUAGUAUUUAUGCUUAAAAGAAACAGUGAGCAAGUUGUCAGGAGCAUUGUUCAUCUGCACGAACUCCUCAGCACCCUGCAGGGUGUGGUGUUGCAGCAGGACAGCUACAUUGAGGACCGGAAGCUGGUGCUGAACGAGAGGGUGCUCACUCGGAGCACAUCCCGCCCCAGCUCCCUCAUCGAGCAGGAGAAGCAGCGCAGCCUGGAGAAGCAGCGCCAGGACCUGGCCAACCUGCAGAAGCAGCAGGUGCAGCACCUGGAGGAGAAGCGCCGGCGAGAGCGUGAGUGGGAGGCCCGGGAGAGGGAGCUUCGUGAGCGGGAAGCACGGCUGGCUGAGCGUGAGGAGAAGGUGCAGCGCGGGCAGCAGGAGCUGGACAGGGACUCCGCGGAGCUCCAGCAGAAGAAGGGCGUGUACCAGUGUGACCUGGAGCGGCUGCGCACGGCCCAAAAGCAGCUAGAGCGGGAGCAGGAGCAGCUGCGGAGGGACAUGGAGCGGUUCAGCCAGAGACAGACGGACAGGGACCUGUGUCAGGUAUCACAACAACACACCAAGCUCAUGAGGAUCCCGUCGUUCCUUCCCAGUCCUGAGGAGUCAUCCUUGCCAUCUGUACCUUCAGUGACCAAGUCAGGGUCAUUGGACUCAGAACUUUCAGUGUCCCCGAAGAGGAAUAGCAUCUCUCGGACACACAAAGAUAAGGGGCCUUUUCACAUACUGAGUUCAACUAACCAGGCAAACAAAGUACCAGAGGGGCAGAGCCAGGCCCUGCUGGGCACCUCCACCUCCACCCGCCUGUUUGGGUUGACUAAGCCAAAGGAAAAGAAGGAGAAGGAGAAGAAGAAGAACAAAAAGGGAAGCCGUGCUCAGCCCGGUGACGGCCUUACAUCAGAAGCAUCAGCAGAGGGCGAAGAGAUCUUCUGCUGACCCUCUUCCUCCAAACCUGGCUGCAGUGCCUGCCUGCCUGCCUCUCCUCCUGCCCCUCAUGCACAAGUAUCCACACUGGACGUCCACUGCUCCCCAGCAUUCAGUCUUCCUGGGCGCCCCAGGUCCUGCACAAGAAGAGCAGAUUGUCUUGAGUGUUAGGGUAGGAGGAAGACCAGACUCCACUCCAGCGGUGAUCUGUGGCUGCCCAGAAUGUUACCCUGAAAGUCCAGAAGUACAGGCAUAGUUGGGGAUAUGUCAGGAAUCCCGAAGGGCCUGCCUCUUGUGCGGGGAACACAACAGUCUUAAACAACAGCUAGGAAGGGCUAUAUCUGUGCACGUGUUCAGUGACCCAGCUUAGCUCAGCCCAGAGGCAGUGCCAGAGAGCCACAGGAUGGCAGACCCUUAGCUUUGCCCCACAGCCUAUGGAGAAAGGGUCCCUAUAAACCACUCUAUGCAUGUCUCACCCCUUUCCUUAUUUUAUUUUUGAAGGGGUGACAUCUGUGAAACCAGUGGUAAGAAUCUUGAUGUGGAUGAAACAUACAAGCUAUAUCACCUUGAUCUUGGUUUUGUGGAUUUACCUUACAAAAUAGUAUUUUCUCAUCAAAUUCAGAAGAAACAUUCUGACUGUCCAAAAUAUUUGCCUACAGGUUCUAGGCACAGAGGGAGUAGAGAGGCAUCUCAUCCAUAUCCCUGGAGUGUGACACUUUUUGGUUGUCACCACUCAGAAGAGCCCUCCUGGGGCUCCACUGGGGCAGCUGCUGCUACUGUGCCUGUGCCUCCAUGUGGGAGAGAAUGAUGUGCCCUUCUGGCACCCACCCUGCACAGCUGCCAACCUCACCCAAGACCCAGCCAUGGCCUCAGCAAGGUCCCCUCAGGACCUCUGGCCGAGCAGUGGGUUCAGGUGUAGGGUAAGCCUUGUGUAGCGGUGGAGGGAGGAACUGGCCCACAGCAGGGGACAUGCUCAUUCUGCAUCAGGCCUCCCUCAACAAAACGCAGUUCCCUGAAAAACUGUUUAAAUCCAAAGUCCUUUGAUUAUGAAUUAUGCUGUACCAUGAAGUUCUCACAGAAGCUGCCUGGUUUUUCUUCUCCCUUUCUCACUGUUUUGAUCUGUGUUUGCUUGAGGCUUUAGCCGCUGUUAUGUGCAGGACAGCUCUUUGGUAAGGGUUCCGUCUGAAACUCCCUGUGCUGCCACUUGGCCUCCUGGUGGAGGAGACCUGGAAAUUCUGUGCUUCACAGGUGCCCUUCAAAACCAUGAGGCUUUGAACAUUUCUUUUUAAAGACAAAAAUCUGUAACUUGGUGCUUGUUGAAUUGCAAGCUGGCCUUGCAGAUGGAGAUAUUUAUCUUUCACUUUAUUUGAAAGAGAUCUGGUUUAAAUUUUUAGCUAAAUUUGUUUUAUUUAUUUUUGUGUGUGUUUGUGUUGUUUUUUUAGGGUGAACUGGUUCUAGUCCAGCAGUUUAAACUAGCUGAUCAGUGCAAGAGAGUGCAGCAGCAGCCAGCACUGCUCACUCCUGUCUUCCAAGUGCCUUGAGAUCCAGGUGGAACCUGGGGUUGGGGCUGCGGAAGGGUCUGUGGCCUUCUCUCCCCCACUCCCACUCACUUUACCAAGGGAUGUCUCCUUUCUUGAGGGGCGGGAAACAUGCCACCUAUGAACCACCUUGGCCUGUUUUUGUCAUAAGAACUCUUCACCCUUCAGAUCAUAGACUUUAGGCCUAAUCCAGCUGAUUUUUUUUUUUUUUUUUUUUUUUU
This is a messenger RNA of Fukomys damarensis (Damara mole-rat), 10188 nucleotides long. It is a transcript of the gene Akap13, whose product is annotated as A-kinase anchoring protein 13. NCBI's taxonomy places the organism in Eukaryota, Metazoa, Chordata, Mammalia, Rodentia, Bathyergidae. The transcript is spliced from 37 exons. Gene Ontology annotation, biological process: adrenergic receptor signaling pathway; regulation of Rho protein signal transduction; positive regulation of canonical NF-kappaB signal transduction. The record is from RefSeq and is a predicted model, not a curated record. Gene Ontology annotation, cellular component: membrane; actin cytoskeleton. Gene Ontology annotation, molecular function: guanyl-nucleotide exchange factor activity; MAP kinase scaffold activity. Bases 9 to 8441 code for a protein of 2810 amino acids.